AUGGCGUACAACUCGGGCGAUCGGGCUGGGACUGACAACUGUAACCCUCCCGGACCCGGUGGCCAGGACUACAUCAACCGUAAGCUCUUCCCAUCCAUACAGCUGCAGGCAGUAUGUGAUGGGAAGGGCCAGUUCCUCCACAUUUGCGUGGCAUACCCUGGGUCUGUUCAUGACACCUGUGUCCUGAAGAACAGCGGCAUAUGUAUAAAGAGGCUCUGUACCCUCUUCCAGGGUAUUUCAUUGUGGGGGGAUGAUGGCUACCCCUGCAUAGUCCAACCCAUGACCAUCAUCACCUCGUAUCGGGAGCCACUGCUGGGUACGGUACAGAGCUGCUACAACCACCACCAUGCCAAAGCCCAAAACAUAAUAGAGCGGGCCUUUGGCAUGAUGAAGGUACGAUGGAGGUGCCUGCUAUUCCAGGCCCAUGAGGUGGAUUACGCUUUUGUUCCAGCGGUCAUCACAGCCCACAACAUCUGUCUCACUGCAGGAAACAUCAUCGAGCCCACUGAAAAUGUUGAUAAGAUUGUGGACACACCGUAUGAUACACCGAGAGGCGCUAAACAGCUGAGCCCCGAGCUGAAAGAUGUAAUGACAGACAUCAUUACCACCAUAAACUACAUCAAAACAAGACCCAUCAAAGCCCGGAUUUUGUGGUUUGAGGAGAUGUGUCGGAGGGCAGACAGACGCCGGUGGCCGCCUCCGCCGCCCGCCGCCGUGGUGGUGCUCGGUCCCGGUAGAGAGGAGCACACGGAGCCGUGCCCGCGCAGCGCCCUGCUCGACCACAGCCGGCGGCAUCGGACUGCGUUCUCGCGCGAGCAGCUGUCCCGGCUCGAGCAGGAGUACGGCAAGGAGAGCUACGUCUCGAGACCUCGGCGCUGCGAACUGGCCACAGCUCUCAAUUUACCGGAGACAACGAUAAAGGUGUGGUUCCAGAACAGGAGGAUGAAGGAUAAACGGCAGAGACACUCCUUGCCGUGGCCUCACCCGCUCGUCGACCCCCUGGGGGCGCUCCUGAUGGGCCGUGCCUCUCCUUCCUCCACCUUGCCGUACCCCUUCAUCCCGCCCCACCUCCCACACCUCCCCCUCCACCACCACCACCACUACCCCCUGACUUUCUCCUCGCCGCCGUCCUCGGCUCACAGUCGCUAUGGUGUGCCCAUGAGGACCCUGGAUGCACUCCGCCUCUCCCACUACCACAACAGACCGGGGGGGUUUCCUCCAACCGCAGCAGCCCUCUACCCCUCCGCCAGCAUCGUGCACCAUCCCGCCUCAUGUCCCUGCCCCCUCUGCCUGCACUGGGGACCAGAACAACUGCUGAAAGCCAGAGGGGAGGCACUGGGACUGAGCCAGCCCCGUAGUCCCAAGGCCAACAUACAGCCUGCAGGUCUGGAGCGGAGAGAAGAGAUGGUGUAAGACCAGACGGAAACAAACUCAAUCUAAUUGUCCACACUGUCCAAGGCUAUCAAACUGCUGCAACAUAAGAUGCUGAAAUAGCAAAUAGAAGCAUACUCACUGAGCCUUCAAUUACGUGGUGGAGCUUGCCAAGUCGCAUACACUAAAGAGUUUCACUAACUAGGAAUUGUAAACACACAAUUCAAAGGUCUUAUCUUAAACAAUGGCAGUCACAUGACACUGCUGAUUAACUGGAGCCAAAUGUUUACCAGGUGAUGCGAUAUUGCUGUGCAAUUAUUUCAACAACUUCAGUUAGUCAGUCUGAGAACAAAUCAACCCAGUCGCCAGAAAAAAUGUUUGCCAUUGCACAUUUCAGCAAAUCAGGCAUACUAAAGUUUCAGUUAAGUUUAAGUUAUCAGCCUCGUAUCACACUUGCAGAAAUGCACAAUGCCAUGUGGUUAACGUGGUGGAACAACUGGUUAGGUUUAGGCAACAAUACUACUCGGUUAUGGUUAGGAAAAAGAUAAUGAUGUGUGUUCAAAAUAAUAACUAGGGCUGUCAAUUGAUUACAAAUAUUUAAUUGUGAUUAAUUGCAUGAUUGCAAAUAAAUCACAAUUUUUUUUUAUCUGUUCAAAAUGUACCUUAAAGGGAGAUUAUUUAAUAGU
This is a messenger RNA of Sebastes umbrosus (honeycomb rockfish), 2057 nucleotides long. It is a transcript of the gene eve1, whose product is annotated as even-skipped-like1. Lineage: Eukaryota; Metazoa; Chordata; Actinopteri; Perciformes; Sebastidae. Gene Ontology annotation, cellular component: nucleus. Gene Ontology annotation, biological process: regulation of transcription by RNA polymerase II. Gene Ontology annotation, molecular function: RNA polymerase II cis-regulatory region sequence-specific DNA binding; DNA-binding transcription factor activity, RNA polymerase II-specific. The record is from RefSeq and is a predicted model, not a curated record.